This is a messenger RNA of Cooperia oncophora, 609 nucleotides long. NCBI's taxonomy places the organism in Eukaryota, Metazoa, Nematoda, Chromadorea, Rhabditida, Trichostrongylidae. The record is from the annotation of a GenBank genome assembly.
AUGUUAUUACUUUUACUAUUCGCUACCUCGGUUAGCGGAUGUCAGAAGGGUUGUGACUGUUCGUCAAGUGUUACCGUAUGUCAUGCUCAAUCGUUACGAAGUGUUCCGAUACUGUUGGAUCCUCGAACGAAACGUCUCGAUCUCGCGCACAACAAAAUCACCCGACUCACAGCCGAUGAGCUCAGUCUCUAUCCAAACUUGGAAUACCUGUCGUUGGCGAACAACUCCCUUACGCACGUCACAGCUGAAGCUUUUUCGGCUUUGCCUCACCUGAGGCAUCUGGACCUCUCCAACAACAAUCUUCUGUCACUACCGAAGAACGUCUUCAAUAAAUUAAAGAACCUAGAGACGCUGACUCUAUCGAACAAUGAGCUCCAACUAUCUCCAGACACCUUUGCGGGAUUGGCAGCUCUACAGCGGCUCGACCUCACUUCAAACCGAUUGGCUUAUCUGCCACCAUCGGUUUUCCGAAACUUGAAGUCAUUGAAGAUUCUUGAUCUGUCUAAUAAUAAGCUGUUGGCACUACCAGCUUCACUGCUCUCUACAGUACCACAGUUGAGGCAUCUCGACGCCGGUCACAAUCUGCUUUCUGAUGUGAGUUUCUUAUAA